UACUAAAAGAAGUGCAUAGCUCUGAGGAGAUUAUUAAAACGUUACUCACACAUUGAAGGAUCUCUCCUUGAGGAGGGAUUACAAGUACUAACUUAUAUUCCCUUAGUUGAUUAACUUUGUACUAUGACAGUAUCUCGUGACGUUUGAUUUGCCCAAGAAUAAAGGAAAAUCAUGUCCAUGUGGUCUCCUGCUCAAUAAGCUAGAACUGAAUCGUGCUUUAUAUUAAUGAGCGUUUCUGAAGAUGAACGAACUAAAUGUAAUGAACAGUUUGGGUAAUUUCCGGCAGCCUUGAGCAGUCUCAGUCCACCCAGAUGUAGCGUUGAAGAUUGCUGCAUUUAUAACGAGGUCAAUAACAAAUAACACUUGUUGGACCUAACGAAUUUCGGUGAAACAAUGAAAGAAAAGUCCACUGUACUGCACCGGAUCAGCACAGCGCAUCCGAAACUUGCCGUGUUCCGAUUGCAUUCUCCCGGAAGUAACAUUCCCGACGUCAGAUCCACAUCGGCGUUGACGAACCCGGUGAGGACCAGCACAGCUCAAGGACUGGACAAGAUCCGCAAGUCCUGUACGGUGACUCCUGAUGGCUUUGGUGGACAUCGGAGGUGGCCAUAUUCCCUCCGGGACGGGAUGAGAACAUCCACAACAAAAGAUUUAGAUAGGCGUCAGCCGGACAACUCUUAUUUGCAUGAAGAGCCUCUGUUUUAA
This is a messenger RNA of Marchantia polymorpha subsp. ruderalis, 705 nucleotides long. The record is from the annotation of a GenBank genome assembly. NCBI's taxonomy places the organism in Eukaryota, Viridiplantae, Streptophyta, Marchantiopsida, Marchantiales, Marchantiaceae.